UUGUAUUUCUCCAGCGACGCAGUUUCAUCAACCUAUCUUUCCUUAAAAACACACCAUCCUGCACUUUGCCUCGUCCUACCUAGAUUUCGAUUGCAGUCCCCUAAACAAUAUGAAUUGGUUUAAGCAGCAAUUGGCCAACGUCGUCGGUACCGAAGAGCCCGAAUAUGGGCCUUCAGCCAUACGGCCUGUCACCAAACAGGCAGAGACAAAGCCAUAUUCCAUCCUUAGCAAGGAUGACCUACGAUGGAAGGCCCUGGACCAUACCAAUGUCGAGACCGAGACCUUUUAUUUCUUUACGGACGACGGGAUGACGUCCUGGGUUCAGGUCAUCUACAGCAAUGUUGGUGGCAUCCGUACUACCUGUCAAUUCAACAGUAAGAUCUUCGACCAUGAGGGCCCUGGCAAACACCAGUGGUGCUCAGACCAGUUACACAACUUUGGUUUCGACGAACCGCAGACGAGUUUCUACGCCGACAGUAUGGCCAUGGAAUUAAACGAAGCCGGUGAUGCAUACACGAUCAAAUCGGCCAGGAAUGAAGACUGCAUUAUCAAUCUGACCGUCACAAGGAAAGCCCCAGGAUUUCAAGUCGGCAACGAUGGUACAACCUACUUUGGACCAGAUCCCGCCGAACCCUGGGGUUCGAUGCGACAUGCCUUCUGGCCUAGAUGCUCCGUCACCGGUACCAUGCAGACACCCUCAAAGACAUACGAAAUGAAGGGAAGAGGAAUGUAUGUGUAUGCUCUCCAAGGCAUGAAGCCUCACCAUUUGGCAUGCAGGUGGAAUUUUGUCAAUUUCCAAACACCAACUUACUCAGCUGUCCUGAUGGAAUACACAACACCCCAGUCUUAUGGGAAGACGGUGGUAUCAGUUGGCGGUAUCGCCAAAGACGAUGAACUCGUCACUGCCGGUCUUUGUGAGGCCAAACAUGUCACUUCGAAGCCGGAAACCGAGAAUGACUGGCCUGAACCAAGAACAGUUUCUUUCGAAUGGAAGGAUCAGCAUGACGGCAAGACUGUGGUUGGAGAAAUCAACGGUGAUCUCCCACCGAAAAGCGAUCGGAUCGAGGUUCUCGCUCAUUUGCCCGGAUUCGUAAAGUCCUUCAUCCAAGGCGCGACGGGCCUGAAGCCACAUAUCUUCCAGUACUCCUCGAAAGAUCAACUGACACUGAAAGUGAAAGAUGGCGAGCAAGAAGUGUCCGAAAAGGGCCAGCUGUUCUGUGAAGCCACCUUCAUAUCCUGACGAACUCACGUAUGUGUAUAAUGACCUACAUAGAAUUGGCCGGUCGGAUGACCUACGAUUGGAUAUAUUGGCAGUUCUAAUGUCUAAUGCCCUAAGCCCUGAUUCCCCUCUCUUACAACGUCUUAUCAGAUCUCUUCACUUGGGCUUCAAAAAGCCCUCACAUGCCGGACUGACAUGUGAAAUACUUUGUUACAAACGUUCUCACCUCACCUCACCUCACCUCACUUUCUACAUCCGUUCUUGACAAGUCUCGAC
Messenger RNA from Exophiala xenobiotica, 1495 nucleotides. RefSeq lists its product as uncharacterized. Gene Ontology annotation, cellular component: cytoplasm. The transcript has 3 exons. Gene Ontology annotation, biological process: response to oxidative stress. The record is from RefSeq and is a predicted model, not a curated record. Bases 110 to 1240 code for a protein of 376 amino acids. NCBI's taxonomy places the organism in Eukaryota, Fungi, Ascomycota, Eurotiomycetes, Chaetothyriales, Herpotrichiellaceae.